AUCAACAGAUAUAUCUCUGUCUCUAAAGCAACAACAUCGCUCUACUUAGUGCUGAAGCAGCGGAACGUACUCAGAAGGAAUCAUCGAGAAGCAAAAAGCACCUGUUCAACGGAAGAACAAGAUGCUGGAGAAAGGAGGCUGUGAGGGCGGACUGCAACUUCCUGUUGUGGCUUUUGUCACCAAUUUGUUCGUCUGCAACUUUGAUGCAGUAUCGACGUGUGGGUGCUUCUUGCUAAAUAUCAUCCAGAUACAUGACACCUCACAGCUCGUCUGUGCAGAGCUGACAGUCCUGAAAAAGAGAAAGAGAAGAAGAGCUCAUCUCGCUCAGGUUUAACCAUGUCCAUCGACCCGGCGGCCGAUCUGCCUUUCUACUACGGCAGCAUCAGUCGCUCAGAGGCCGAGCAGCACCUGAAGCUGGCCGGGAUGGCCGAUGGGAUCUUCUUGCUGCGACAGUGUCUCCGCAGUCUGGGAGGCUACGUCCUGUCUGUCGUGUGGAACCUGGAGUUUCACCAUUACCCCGUGGAUAAGCAGCUCAACGGGACUUACUGCUUUACAGGAGGGAAGCCUCACUGUGGGCCCGCAGAGCUCUGCGAGUUUUACAGCAAAGAUGCCGACGGGCUGGUGUGCGCCCUGAAGAAACCCUGUCUGCGCUCCCCGGAUACAAUGAUAUGUCCCGGUGUGUUCGACAGUCUGAGAGAAAACAUGCUGAGGGAGUACGUGAAGCAGAACUGGAACCUGGAGGGAGAAGCCAUGGAGCAGGCCAUCAUCAGUCAAGCUCCUCAGCUGGAGAAACUGAUGGCCACCACGGCCCACGAGAAGAUGCCCUGGUAUCACGGUAAAGUCACCCGGCAGGAAAGUGAAAGGCGGCUUUACUCUGGAGUACAACCGGACGGCAAGUUUCUAGUGAGAGACAGAGAUGAGUUUGGUAGUUUUGCUCUCUCCGUGGUGUACGGGAAAACAGUGUACCAUUACCAGAUCCUCCAAGACAAAUCAGGGAAAUACUCCAUGCCAGAGGGAACAAAGUUUGACACAGUCCGGCAGCUGGUUCAGUACCUGAAGAUGAAAGCUGAUGGCCUGGUGACUGUUCUUGGGGAGGCGUGUGUUAACGGAAAAAAUGCUGAAAAGACACCCAGCCUUCCUGCAACAAGGCGGACAAAUGGAUACACACCGCCACCUCAAGCUGUUGCAGCGGCCUCAAUAUCGGUCACCACUGUGCCUGAAAACCGCGAGCUUCUGCCAAUGGACUGCAGUGGAUUCAACCCGUACCACAACCCGAAUGAAGUGAGGAGGUUUAACAUCCAGAGGAGUAACCUGCUGAUCGAUGAAGUGGAGCUCGGCUCUGGGAACUUUGGCUGCGUCAAGAAAGGAGUCCUGAAGACUGAGUCGGGCCAGAUUGAUGUGGCCAUCAAAGUCCUGAAGAACGAGAACGAGAAGCUGGUGAGGGAGGAGAUGAUGAGGGAGGCAGAGAUCAUGCACCAGCUGUGCAACCCCUUCAUCGUCCGUAUGCUGGGUCUGUGCAACGCUGAGAAUCUGAUGCUGGUCAUGGAGAUGGCCUCUGCCGGACCUCUCAACAAGUUCCUCUACUCCAAUAAGGAUACUGUAACUGUGGAGCACAUUGUCGACCUGAUGCACCAAGUGUCAAUGGGCAUGAAGUAUCUGGAGGAGAAGAACUUUGUGCACAGAGACUUAGCAGCUCGUAACGUCCUGCUGGUCAAGCAACAGUUUGCCAAAAUCAGUGACUUUGGGCUCUCCAAGGCCCUCGGAGCAGAUGACAACUAUUACAAGGCUCGUACUGCAGGUAAAUGGCCUCUGAAGUGGUACGCUCCAGAAUGUAUAAAUUUCCACAAAUUCUCCAGUAAAAGUGACGUGUGGAGUUUUGGUGUCACCAUGUGGGAGGCCUUUACCUACGGAGGGAAACCUUACAAGAAAAUGAAAGGACCGGAUGUGAUGCGCUUCAUUGAGAGUGGCAGCCGCAUGGAGUGUCCAACAGCAUGUCCAGAGCGAAUGUAUACGGUGAUGAAAGAGUGCUGGACAUACAAGCACGAGGAGCGUCCUGACUUCAAGAAGGUUGAGGAGUCCAUGAGGUCUUACCAUUACUCCAUAUCCAACAAGGCCAAGCCCGAGGGAGCUGCAGCCACCAGCGAGCCUAUCAAGUAGACAGAAACAAAGCACAUUCUGUCCCAGUGCUUCACAAAGCAUCCUUUCAACUGCCCAUUAAACAACCAAAACAAAGAGCUUUUUAUGAACGGCACACACUGACAAGCUUUGACUACAGUUCUCAUACAGCUAAACAGGCCUCACUGACAAUAAAUGUGCAUUUGUAAAUUGGACUUAAGUGCGUGUGCGAUGUAAGGAGGUUCUCAAUUUGUCUGUCUGUCUGUGGUGGUUUAAAUGUUGAGAGUCAACCUCCCUAUAAUGGGAGUAUGUGGUACAUGUAAAUGUUUUUUUUCACUUCACUUCAUCGUUUUUAUGCCAAACCAAUAUAAGUAGCAAUAAACUGAUACCUGUACACUUUAACUGUGUUCUUUUAACAUUCCUUGUGAAGUCAGUGAUCAAAGGUAAGAUUUUGGUUUACUUCAGCACAAAGUUGACCCGAGUUCAUAAUCAGGUAAUGCAUGCAUAAUUAUUGUAGUUAUUUUUAUUUUAGACACCUCGGAGUAAAAACAACAAACCAUAUAUAAUAAUGUAACGAUAUAAUCAUUACUCUUAUUGUUUACAGAGGGAUGACCCAAACAUUUUAAAAGGCCUCAAGAUGAAUAGAUAAAACCAAAUCUGUAACUGUAUUAAUCAUGUAAAAGAAUAUGGGAAAUAACCUCCUAGAAACACGCCUUGUGUACAUGUGCAGAACACUACAUCUAGACAAUCAGCAUUGGAAAAGCACAGGGCAGAUUUGAUGUACUUACUUAAAAUAUUCUCCCAAAAUAAAAGGCACAAGUAGAAAAGUUUACUAAAUUUUAAGAAUAAAUAAAUCCAUUUUGGAUGUUUUGUGUAGGACUAAGUAGGUAUAUAAUCAGUAUAAA
This is a messenger RNA of Anarrhichthys ocellatus (wolf-eel), 3020 nucleotides long. RefSeq names its product zeta chain of T cell receptor associated protein kinase 70 (gene zap70). The record is from RefSeq and is a predicted model, not a curated record. Gene Ontology annotation, biological process: intracellular signal transduction; protein phosphorylation. Gene Ontology annotation, cellular component: cytoplasm. The transcript has 14 exons. Gene Ontology annotation, molecular function: ATP binding; non-membrane spanning protein tyrosine kinase activity. Lineage: Eukaryota; Metazoa; Chordata; Actinopteri; Perciformes; Anarhichadidae. The coding region runs from base 337 to 2157 and encodes 606 amino acids.